AUGGAGUACAUGACGGGGCCGGCAGCCCCCACACAGGGAAACAUCCUGUGCUGCCAGUGCGGUGUGCCGGUCCCGCCCAACCCGGCCAACAUGUGCGUGGGCUGCCUGCGGGCGCAGGUGGACAUCACCGAGGGCAUCCCCAAGCAGGGCACCGUCCACUUCUGCAAGCAGUGCGAAAGGUAUCUUCAGCCUCCAGGAACCUGGAUUCAGUGUGCCUUAGAAUCAAGAGAGCUUCUUGCUUUGUGUCUUAAAAAAAUCAAAGCUUCUCUGAGCAAGGUCCGGCUGAUUGAUGCAGGCUUCAUUUGGACUGAGCCACACUCCAAGAGGCUGAAGCUGAAGCUGACUGUUCAGAAAGAGGUGAUGAACGGAGCAGUCCUCCAGCAGGUCUUUGUGGUGGAGUACAUAGUGCAGUCUCAGAUGUGUGAAGACUGCCACAGGAUUGAAGCUAAGGAUUUCUGGAAAGCUGUGGUGCAAGUCAGGCAGAAGACUCUGCACAAGAAGACUUUCUACUAUUUGGAGCAGCUGAUUUUGAAGCACAGGCUUCACCAGAACACACUUCGUAUCAAAGAAAUCCAUGAUGGCCUGGACUUCUAUUAUUCUUCCAAGCAGCAGGCCCAGAAGAUGGUAGACUUCCUUCAGUGUACAGUUCCAUCUAGAGCGAAGUCCUCGCAGCGGUUGAUCUCCCACGACAUCCACAGCAACAGCUACAACUACAAGAGCACCUUCUCUGUGGAGAUUGUGCCCAUCUGCAAGGACAAUGUCGUGUGCCUGUCGCCCAAGCUGGCCCAGAGCCUUGGCAACAUGAGCCAGAUCUGUGUGUGCAUCAGAGUGACCAGCACCAUCCACCUCAUCGAUCCCAGCACUCUCCAGAUUGCUGAAGUUGAUGGCAACACCUACUGGCGCCAUCCUUUCAACAGCCUCUUCCACCCCAAGCAGCUGGAGGAGUUCAUCAUUGUGGAUAUCAAUAGGGUUCAGGAAAAGAAGAAAGGGGCAGGUGCAGGGGCAAGAUCAAACAAGCACACUCUGGCUGAAGCCUGGGUACAGAAAACCUCAGAGCUGAACACAGAUCAUCAAUACUUCUGCUCUACUCACUUGGGCCACAUUCUGAAUCCUGGUGACCUGGUUUUGGGAUUCGACCUGGCAAACUGCAACUUGAAUGAUGAGUUUGCUAACAAGAUGAACCCACACAGCAUCCCUGAUGUGGUAUUGAUCAAGAAGAGCUACGACCGCACCAAGCGCCAGCGCCGCAGGAACUGGAAGCUGAAGGAGCUGGAAAGGGACAGAGAAGGCAUGGAGUCAGAUGAUGAAAGGCAAUACCAGGACUUCCUUGAAGAUCUGGAAGAAGAUGAAGCCAUCAGGAAGAAUGUCAACAUUUACCGCAAUUCAGACAUUCCAGUGGAGAGUGACACUGAUGAUGAUGGUCCUCCAAGGAUCAGCCUGGCUGAAAUGCUGGAGGAUCUCCACAUCUCCCAGGAUGCCACCGGUGGGGAGGGAGCAAAUAUGAUGACAGAAUAAGAAGAGUGCAGUAAUCAUCCAGGCCAGAAAUAUUCCCUUAAGGAGGUAAA
Molecule: messenger RNA, 1565 nt
Organism: Indicator indicator
Lineage: Eukaryota; Metazoa; Chordata; Aves; Piciformes; Indicatoridae
Gene: NMD3
Product: NMD3 ribosome export adaptor
Exons: 15
Coding region: 1-1515 (504 amino acids)
Biological process (GO): ribosomal large subunit export from nucleus
Cellular component (GO): nucleus; cytoplasm
Molecular function (GO): ribosomal large subunit binding
Source: RefSeq, a predicted model, not a curated record